Molecule: messenger RNA, 3203 nt
Organism: Vombatus ursinus (common wombat)
Lineage: Eukaryota; Metazoa; Chordata; Mammalia; Diprotodontia; Vombatidae
Gene: VPS26B
Product: VPS26, retromer complex component B
Exons: 6
Coding region: 45-1055 (336 amino acids)
Biological process (GO): intracellular protein transport; retrograde transport, endosome to Golgi
Cellular component (GO): endosome; retromer complex
Source: RefSeq, a predicted model, not a curated record
CAGCCCCUGCCCGGGCCAGGCCAGGCCGGCCGGCCAGCGGGGAAAUGAGCUUCUUUGGCUUCGGGCAGAGCGCUGAGGUGGAGAUCUUGCUGAGCGAUGCCGAGAGCAGGAAGCGAGCGGAGCACAAGACGGAGGAUGGCAAGAAGGAGAAAUAUUUCCUCUUCUACGAUGGGGAGACCGUGUCCGGGAAGGUGAGCCUCGCGCUCAAGAACCCCAACAAGCGUCUGGAGCACCAGGGCAUCAAGAUCGAGUUCAUCGGGCAGAUCGAGCUCUACUAUGAUCGAGGGAACCACCAUGAAUUUGUGUCACUGGUGAAGGACCUGGCCAGGCCUGGUGAGUUCACACAGUCCCAGACCUUCGACUUUGAGUUCACCCACGUGGAGAAGCCCUAUGAGUCUUACACAGGACAGAAUGUAAAGCUAAGGUACUUCCUCAGAGCCACCAUCAGCCGCCGGCUCAAUGAUGUUGUCAAGGAGAUGGACAUUGUGGUCCAUACACUUAGUACAUACCCAGAGCUCAAUUCAUCAAUCAAGAUGGAGGUUGGGAUUGAGGACUGUCUGCACAUUGAAUUUGAGUACAACAAAUCCAAGUACCACUUGAAAGAUGUGAUUGUGGGGAAAAUCUACUUCCUGUUGGUGAGGAUCAAAAUCAAACACAUGGAGAUUGACAUUAUCAAGAGGGAGACUACAGGGACGGGCCCUAAUGUUUAUCACGAGAAUGACACAAUAGCCAAGUAUGAGAUCAUGGAUGGAGCACCUGUGAGAGGGGAAUCCAUUCCAAUCCGGCUCUUCCUGGCUGGAUACGAGCUGACUCCCACCAUGAGAGACAUCAACAAGAAGUUCUCAGUGCGGUAUUACCUGAACCUGGUGCUGAUUGACGAAGAGGAGCGACGCUAUUUCAAACAGCAGGAAGUGGUGUUAUGGAGGAAAGGGGACAUUGUGCGAAAAAGUAUGUCUCACCAGGCAGCCAUUGCCUCCCAGCGCUUCGAGGGCACAUCUUCCCACCCUGAAGCCCGGACCCCCGGCCAGCUGUCUGACAACAACAGCCGGCAGUGAGGCCUCUGGGCCAAGAAGCUGCUGGGCUUCACCCCUCACUCACCCAACACCAGCUGCUCAAGGGGGAGGGGGCAGGGGAGCGAGAUGCUCUGCAGACACUUUACACACAACCCGAGAAAACAAAAACAAAUUCCAUUUAGGACUUUAAUUCCUUUCUCUGAAGAACCUGAAGGGGACAGGUAUAGAAGCAUUCCCCUAGGACUAUGCCUGCAGCCCCAGGAGGCUUGGAUAGCUUUAGAACCCAAGGGCUGAUUUAGGGCAGGGGGGUGGAGCGUAUCCCCAAAUAUAUUUGGUCCCCAGGGGUGAAGGAUCCUGCCCUUGGCAGGAAGGCUAUUGGACCAAGAGUGUUGUAGAGCAAAAGUUGGUCUGUGUAUUGAGUAGAAUGUUGGCAGGGUCUCACCUGUCCUUUGGCCCUUUACUGUCUGCUCCUUCCAAGCCAAGGGGCUAGGAAUGUCACCGGGAUCUUCAUCUGCAGAUGUUGACCUUACAUGGUCCCAGUUAUACCAUCCCCUUCUUCAGUUCCCAAGAAUGUGACAGGAAGUAGGCCUAGGCAGGCAAAGCCCAGAAAGGGCAGGAAUAAUUCAAGAUCAGGAAUCUACCUCUUUGGGAGUGCGAGUCUUGCAUGUGGUGGUAAAACACCACUAGGAGCCAUCUCCUCUUCUCUGGCCCCAGCCCAUUCCCCCUCUCAAAAAAAUGAAUUCCAGUGAUGAGACACAGACACUCUCCUUUCAACACAUGCUUCCCUCUUGCUUAAAUUAUGAUCAUCUUCAAUGUCAUGAACAGAAGCCUAAGCAAAGGGAUGACAGCCAAGCCUGGAAAGGGAAGCUCAGCAGGGGGCAGUGUUGUGAGAAACAACACUUACUGAAAAUGAGACUUCUGAAAGCUAGUGUUCAGAUGUAGCAGUCAGCCUGCUCUUGAAGCACUGAUGUCUAACAGCUACCUGGUUUCUGCAUCCAACUCAUUCUUUUGGGCCCCAACAUCUGGUUUUGACACUGACACUUCAGGGGUCACAGGUCCUCUACGUACGGGAACAUGGGUAUUCCUUUAAGCCCUAAGCAAAAGAUCUCACUUCCCUUUAAGGGAAAUGAGAGUUAGAAACUGCAGCCUUGGCCAGUGCUUACCCCAUAGCCAAUCACCACUCCCACCAGGCCUCCUACCUCCUUUCAGGGAUAUGGGGGCAUGGCUUUGAACCCUUGAAAAUCACCCUCUUGUAACCACCCCAGAUUCUUUAGAAUCUAAUUUCCCCACUUAUAGUGAAGGGAAAGGACAUGAGGGCCUCAGCAGAGGACGAUGGCUAUCCUAACUUCUAAAUGAUUCUGCUUGCCAAAUUGAGUCUUCAUCUUUACCGGAUGACUGCCCAGAGUUUAGGGCUAUUGCUGUUUUCCCCAUUUAAAAAAAAAAAUCUCAUCUGGAUGUUUCUGUGAUAUAAAGGGAAAAGAGCCAUUUCCCUCUCUGUGACACUGUGUUUUUAACAGCAAAAGUGAACGUGCUUUUUCUGCCCCAUCUGGAGAUGAGCAGAGGUCAAGCUGUUAUGAAGACCCUCAACUCCUAAUCACAAAAGCUGGUGUUAACAAACAAGCUCCCCAUGGGUAAAGGCUCUCUUGACUGCCCUGGGUAACUGAGUGUGGGAAGCUGAACGUCAUGCUAAGGAGGGUCUUGACCGUUUCAGAACACAGAGUUAGGACUUCCAGUGUGCCUACCUGCUAAUAGCUGGCAGCCCCCUUCUGUAUCCUAACAUGUCAUCUUCUCCAGUUUUCCCAGUGAUGUGCAGAUCUUUCUUGACUUUACUGAUUUAUCAAUUUUAAGAUUUUCCUAUGGAAGGGGAGAGAGAACCUAUUACGGCUCUCUCAUGGACAAGGCUCUUACACCAGAUCUUUACUUUUCUUUUUCUCAUCCCCUCUCCCUUCUCCAGCUGUCACUGCAAGGGUAGCCCACCUCCACUUUUCCCAUGCCCUCAUCCUGGGGAGUGAAUAGGUACUAAAUCAAGCAGUGCAACUUGUAAUUAAGCAGCUGCAGUGUUUACAUGUUUCUUAAUUUGUUGUCUUUUCAAUGGCUGUAUUUUAAAAAACAAACAAAACAAAAAAAAACUUGUUUUAAUAGUCUCUCUGAUUAAAGGGAGCCACUGUGGCUCCAGAGACCAUGUGCCCA